Myotis lucifugus (little brown bat) is the source of this 1132-nucleotide messenger RNA. RefSeq names its product SRR1 domain containing (gene SRRD). NCBI's taxonomy places the organism in Eukaryota, Metazoa, Chordata, Mammalia, Chiroptera, Vespertilionidae. Gene Ontology annotation, biological process: microtubule-based process. Gene Ontology annotation, cellular component: cytoplasm; nucleus. The record is from RefSeq and is a predicted model, not a curated record.
UGACGUCAGAGGACAAUGGCGGCGGCGGCGCUGGAGCCCUGGCGGGCCGCGGCUCCGCGGAGAAGGCGCUCAGCGGCUCGGCGUCCGCGGACGAGGCCGGCGGCGGCGGCGGCCGGGGACCCGGAGGCGGAUCCCGAGGUGGACGACGGAGUCGUGCUUCGUCGCGUUCGGGAGGCCAGGGAAGACCUGCGCGUUUCUGACUUCUGGAGCUCAGCGCUAGAAACCAUCAACACAUGUCUUAAGAAACAUCUUGAACAACUGGAUGCCCCUGUGGGGGCUCUUUCGGAAGCCAUUGGAAGCCUGCACCUAGACUCCUCACCAGAUGACUCGGGGGUGGCUCCGGGCUCCAUCCCGGGAGAGACCCUGGUCCCGGGGACCGGAGGGUGGAAGUGUGUGUGCUACGGCGUCGGGAACUUUGCCACCUGCGCCAUCGCUAGAAGCCAGCUCGCGUUCUUGCUUCUCUUCCUGGAAAAGUGCCAGAUUCCCAGAAGCCACUGCUGGGUGUAUGACCCUCUGUUUAGCCAACUGGAAAUUGCAGUCCUUACCACCCUGGGGGUGACUGUCCUCGGUGAGAACGAGGAAGGGAAGCGGAGUGUGCGCGGCCAGCCCACCGUCUUUUACAUGCUGCACUGCGGGACGGCCCUGUACAACAACCUCCUGUGGAGCAACUGGUCAGCGGAUGCCCUUUCCAAGAUGGUCAUCAUCGGGAACAGCUUCCGAGGCCUGGAGGAAAGGUUGUUGACAAAGAUUCUGCAGAAAAACUAUGCCUAUGUUGCAAAGGUUUUAGAAGGACUGGAGGAGCAGGCGUUUCCCCAGACGGCACAGUACUCGGACGGGUUUAAUGACACCUCUGUGCACUGGUUCCCAGUCCAGAAGCUAAAAGCAGCUCCCCACGACACGUGGGGCAUCCGGGAAGAGCCGGAUUACCGGGACUGCGAGGACCUCGAGAUCAUCAGGAACCAGGCAUGAAGACGAUGUUGUGCUCCUCGGCCUUGGUCUCAAUGAGGUCCUUAAAGUUCAUGGGCACGGAGCUGGCGGCCACGCCGAUGCCCCUCUGGGCCAUGUUCUCGGCCUCCCGCCGCUCCUGCAUGGCCUCGUACUGGAAGUCCUUCCUCCGCUCCGUGUGGGUGAG